GGCGAAGCGAGGCGGGAGGCGAUGGAGCCCUCACCGGCUAAGGGGAAACUACAGGGUCGGUUAUUGGUGUCCACGGCUCUGGACGCUAAGGAUGAGCUGGAGGAGCGGUUGGAGAGAUGCGUUGGCAUCGUUACCUCUCUGAUUAACGGGACGUCGGAGCGUGAAGCCAAUGACACCCUCACUGCACACGUGUGUAAGGGGUCCCAACAGCAUGAGGAGGUGUGCCUGGGGCUUUUCACCCUGCUGCUCACAGAGCCUGCCCAGGCACAGAGGUGCUACAGAGACCUGACCCUGGUCAACCGAGAUGGGAUGAACGUGAUCCUCAUCAAGAUCAACCAGAUCCUGAUGGAGAAGUUCCUCAAGCUGCAGGACGUCUGCCGCACACAGCUGGUGUGGCUGGUGCGGGAGCUGGUAAAGAAUGGGGUGAUGGGAGCAGAUGGGGUUCUGAUGACCCUCAUGAAGCAGAUAGCAGGUGGGGACAUCUCCAGUAAGAACCUGUGGCUGGCUGAGAACGUUCUGGAAAUCCUUGUGGAUCAGAGAGAGUGGGUGCUGAAGAGUGGGAUGCUCAUUGCCAUGUCAGUGUACACAUAUCUGCGGCUCAUCGUGGAUCACCACGGCACCCCCCAGCUGCAGACCCUGCGCCAGAAAGAGGUGGACUUCUGCAUCGGCCUGCUUCGAGAGAAGUUCAUGGACUGCUUCACCAUCGGGAGGGACCUGGUGCGGCUGCUGCAGAACGUGGCCCGAGUCCCCGAGAUAGAGCUGCUGAAGGACCUGCUGCACAACCCCCAGGCCCUCAGCCCCCAGUACACCGGUCUGAUCCAGCUGCUCACCUCCCGCACCUCCCGAAAGUUCCUGGCCUGUCGCCUCACCCCCGACAUGGAGACCAAGCUCCUCUUCAUGACCUCACGGGUCCGGUUCGGGCAGCAGAAGCGGUACCAGGACUGGUUCCAGCGGCAGUACCUGUCGACGGCGGACAGCCAAUCCCUGCGCUGCGACCUGAUUCGCUACAUCUGCGGCGUGGUGCACCCGUCCAAUGAGGUGCUGAGCUCCGACAUUCUGCCGCGCUGGGCCAUCAUUGGCUGGCUGCUCACCACCUGCACGUCCAACGUUGCUGUCAACGCUAAGCUGGCCCUGUUCUACGAUUGGCUGUUCUUCAGUCCGGAGAAAGACAGCAUCAUGAACAUAGAGCCGGCCAUCUUGGUGAUGCACCACUCCAUGAAGCCCCAUCCUGCCAUCACCGCCACUCUGCUGGACUUCAUGUGUCGGAUCAUCCCUCACUUCUUCCCCCCGUUAGAGGUGCAGGUGCGACAGGGCGUCUUCAACUCCCUCAACUUCAUCAUGGAGAAGCGGGUGCUGGCGCACCUGGCCCCGCUCUUUGACAACCCCAAACUGGACCCGGAGCUGCGCUGCAUGCCGGAACGUUUCCCAGAGUUCUGCAGUUCCCCCUCGCCGCCCACAGAAGGUGAGAAGAAGACAUCAGCGCUUUGUGUUGAAAAUGAAGAGUCCGCUUCCAUGGAGAUGGACAACCACGUGCUGGACAAGGAGGACGGUUGCUACGACAACACGGAGGCCGCCUUCAGCGACGACGAGGAAGAGCUGAACAACAAAGGCAAAAAGCGGGAAUUCAGGUUCCACCCAAUCAAGGAGGCCAUAAUCGAGGAGCCCCCUGACAUCACGCCCUACGUGGACCAAUUAGACGAAACCGUGAGAGAAAAAGUGCUCCAGCUGCAGAAAGGAAAUGACACAGAGGCUCAGUGUGAAGUCAUGCAGGAGCUGGUGGACCUGAUCCUCGAGGAGGACUUUGACUCAGAGCAGAUGUCUUCACUGGCUUCCUGUCUGGCGGAGCUGUUCAAGGGCCACUUCCGGGGCGACGUCCUGCCUGAUGAAAUCACUGAAGAGAGUCUGGAUGAGUCCGUGUGCAAGCCCGUGUGCCUGGUGUUCAGGAACCUGUGUCAGAUGCAGGAGGACAACAGCGGCUUCUCCGUGCUCCUGGACAUGCUGGCUGAGCUCUACCAGAAGCAGCCCAAGAUCGGCUACCACCUGCUGUACUACCUCAAGGCCAGCAAAGCGGCGAUGGGGAAGAUGAACCUCUACGAGUCGUUCGCUCAGGCCACGGCGCUGGGCGACCUUCACACCUGCCUGAUGAUGGACAUGAAGGCCUGCCAGGAGGACGACAUCCGGCUCCUCUGCUACCUCACCCCCUCCAUCUACACGCAGUUCCCAGAUGAGACGUUACGCAGUGGAGAACUACUCAAUAUGAUUGUGGCUGUCAUUGAUUCCACGCAGCUGCAGGAGCUGAUGUGUCAUGUGAUGAUGGGGAAUCUGGUCAUGUUCCGGAAGGACUCUGUUCUCAACAUCCUCAUUCAGUCUCUGGACUGGGAGACGUUUGAACAGUACAGCACCUGGCAGCUGUUCCUGGCCCACAGCAUCCCCCUGGAGAGCAUAAUCCCCAUCCUCCAGCACCUCAAAUACAAGGAGCACCCUGAGGCUCUGUCCUGCCUACUGCUGCAGCUGCGCAGAGAGAAGCCCACAGAGGAGAUGGUGAAGAUGGUGCUCAGCAGGCCGUGUCACCCAGAGGACCAGUUCACCACCAGCAUCCUGCGGCACUGGACAGCCAAACACGAGGACCUGCUGGGGGAACACAUCAAAGCCCUGCUCAUCAAGAACAACAACCUGCCCCGCAAACGCCAGAGUCUGCGUAGCUCCAGCAGUAAGCUGGCCCAGUUGACUCUUGAGCAGAUCCUGGAGCACAUGGACAACCUGCGACUCAACCUCAGCAACAUGAAGAACAACUUUUUCACACAGACGCCCAUCCUCCAGGCCCUGCAGCAUGUCCAGGCCAGCUGUGAUGAAGCGCACAAGAUGAGGUUCAGCGAUCUGUUCUCAUUGGCUGAGGAGUAUGAGGAGGCCUCCUCCAAGCCGCCCAAGUCUCGGCGCAAAGCUCCAGCGUCGUCGCCACGGUCACGCAAGGGAACAGCGCCCCCUGCCAGCAACGAGGAGGAGAGCGGCUCCAGCAGUGCCUCGGAGGAGGAAGACUCCAAGCCCAAAGCUCCAAAGAGGAAGAGGAAAGGGUCAUCGGCCGUGGGCUCGGACAGCGACUGAGACACGCCCACCACCCAGUCCUGCCAUUGUGACAUCACCGGAGACACACCCAACGGGGAGAACGGGGGGGUGGAGCUUCCACUCAGACUGCUGCUCCAGCCACGGGAACAUGCCCCGCCUUCUCCUCCCCACAGCUCUCUGCUGAUUGGCUGCACUGAGUCUGUGGGCAUGGCGACCGUGAGAACAGGGCGGGGGGAAGGACUGACGAUGCUGACGGACUUCCUGUCAUUGUGGCGCUGACCGGGGGCCCUGACAAGCCUGCACAGGAAGGACCCCGGAGCAGGACUUCAGCAGGAGAGAGGAAGAGGGACCUGUGGCCGCCUCCCACAUCCUGCGUCGUCGUCAUGGCAACGUCCUCCAUUAACCGCUCUGGAACACGUCUCUAAACUCUUCCGGUCCUUGAGCUCCAUCUUGUGUCAUUUCAAGCCCAUGAGUUUGGGGUUUGGGCGGGGUCGGGGUGGAAUGGGGACACGGCUUGGUACCUUAACUUGCUUUUAGCUGAGAGUCGACUAGAAUUGGCCACAUACGUAGGAACACUUUAAUGGGAAAAGCAGGACUUUGGGUUAAAGAAAUUAAUUUUAAUAAUGUGGUUAUGGGAUCAAAACUGCAGUUCGUAGUUGGACUGCGGGCUGUCUUUGCUUUUUGUUUUGGAAAUGGAGGGCGAAUUGAGCCAAAAAUCAUGCUCUCUGAUUGGGUGUUGCCAUGGUUACAGGCGGGCCAAUCGGAGACGUCACAGUAAUUUUAUAAAAAACGGGACUAUAAGGACCAACGGAGGAACAGAUUCCCAACAUGACAGCCAGAGCUUUUUAAAACUCAGUUUCUUUCUACUGACCUAUUUUCAUAUAAAGAACAAAAUAUAAUGUUAAUAAAAAAAGGCCAAAAAAAUAGGGAAACGUGUAAAAUUACUGUGGUGCGUUUGUGUCUGAAUUGUGGCUCAUUUUCACUCCAGUAAAUACUGUGGGUCAAACCAAGGACUUAUUUAAAAAAACUACUGUUUUAACUGUUGAUGAAUUCUUCAUUAAAUGUAUUGUAUAAAAUGGA
Messenger RNA from Conger conger (European conger), 4143 nucleotides. RefSeq names its product integrator complex subunit 3-like. Gene Ontology annotation, cellular component: cytoplasm. The record is from RefSeq and is a predicted model, not a curated record. Lineage: Eukaryota; Metazoa; Chordata; Actinopteri; Anguilliformes; Congridae.